AUGAGCUUAGCAAGCGACGGUGGUCUGCUAUUUGAAUCGUUAAAGGUUUCGCUGUUUGAUGAUAUCCGAGGCAAUUUUAUCCGGCUUCCAAGUCGCAUUAUAAGGGCUUUGGAAACUACUGGCAAACCAGCACAAGAGUUCGGUGCUCUUAUCAAACACAAAGGAGGUCAGUUUUACGCUGGAUGGGAUGGAUUAGAGACCCAUGGCGUACAUGAUGAGUCUCAAACGGUACAAAUAAACCCGGUUUUGGCGCAGCUUAACGGUUUGAUAGAUGGGACCCUCAUUGAUCUAACAAUCAAGAAUUACGACGCAUCGCGGACGGCACUCGAAGUUUACGUUGAUCCAGCGUCCAGCGACGAUUGGGAGGUCAUUGAGGGCAAUGCGCAGUUCUUACAAGAUAAUUUACUCUAUCAAACUAGAAUUGUCACCCAGGGUGCUAAAUUGGCAUGUUUUAUUAACAAUGUUCAGGCCCGAUUCACAGUUCAAAAAAUCAUUCCCGAGGCGUUGCAAUCGGCCAAAAUAGCAGCGGAUACUUUGAUUAUGGUGGCCCCGCGCCAGAACCGGAAACGUCUCGUUGAAGAUACGGAUUUUCAAUCGACAACAUUACCGGUGUCUUCGAAAAAUGUCGUAUUGCGAAAUCUGCUCUGGGCAUAUGAUCUCGAAGGGCUAGAGGUACGCGUCCCAGUCAAUGUGACGCUGCAUUCUACCUUUGCCAUUGUUUCUGCGAAUAAGAACCCUGUAGAUCAUCCUUCGCAGAAGCACUCCGAUGACGAGUCGAAGAGAGCACGUUCGGCCGAAAAAAUUGUGGUAAGGUACGAAAAGGACACUCGGAUUCCGCAAGGUCAUAUUGUGCUAUCUCGCUACGCGAGUGAGGCUCUUGGAAUAGACGCUUGUAAUGGCGAGUUUAUCAAGUUAGAAUCACUUGGGAAGGAUAUGAUGAUAAAUGAUAUUCCUACGGUUGUUGUUCGUGAAGCGAGGGAGACAAGCGAGGAAGGUGACACUUUAGUAAGAAUCAAGAAGAUUUUAGGAACUUCAGUAUUGACAAACGGACUUGUAUUGCCUUCCGAAGAUGUUUUUAUCGAAUUGCUCGAUGAGCAUGGGAGGGCUAUACCAUUUUUUGAUGUGAACCAAAAGGGCUGCAAAUGGAAGUUGGCAAAAUUGAAAUCUAACUUAGCGGAGUCUUUUUGUCAAUUUGUCGUCGAGAAACCAGCCACAGCAGUGGCUCAAGAAGAGCUUUUAAAAGAUAUUGCCAAAACACUGACCCUUUCAUUUCAACCGUCCCCAUGUACUUUGCUUUAUGGGCCAAGUGGGGUCGGAAAAACAAGGUUAGUAGAAUCUCUACGAUACGAUCUUCAGCGGGGCAGUAUUAAGCACGUCAGAUAUGUCGAUUGUGAGCAAUUUCAGGAAAGUCUUGAUUUUUCGAAAAUGAAGAACACUUUGUUUAGGCUCAUUACAUCAUGCUAUUGGUACAAGCCGUCUGUCCUUAUCCUGGACAACGCAGAAGCGAUUUUCCCUUACGAUAAAGAAGAUGAAGAGGGUCCGGGGUAUUCUUCCUCAGGGAAAACUUCUACCAAGCUCUGUCUUUUGUUCAUGAUUGAGCUAGAAAAGGUGAGACAAAAAAAUGCUGACAUACUAAGCGUUCUUCUUACAGCGAAAAGCAAAGAAUCCCUAAAUCAAACUCUUUUUUCUAAGCAUUCGAUUGGUAAAUCAUGGAAACUUGGAUCACCGGACAGAGACCAGCGAGCGAGCAUCCUAGACUAUUAUUUGCAGGCCCGAUCGCUGAAACUGUCUCCGGACCUGGAACUUUCAACGCUUGCUUUGGAAACUGAGGGUUAUUCUCCCAGAGACCUAUCGCUUCUUAGUGAUAAGUUACUUUUUGAGCAUCUGAGUCGAUACGAGGAGUCAAUUGACGAAUUGUCGUUGCAAACUUUUGAAGAAGCCAUCAAGGACUUCGUACCGUCUUCUUUACGCGGAAUAAAGUUGCAGAAAAGCACUGGAGUGAAGUGGAGUGAUAUUGGCGGUUUGAGGGGAGUAAAAGACAUUCUACUUGAAACCUUAGAAUGGCCGACUAAAUAUGCUCCAAUCUUUGCAAAAUGCCCAUUAAGAUUACGAUCUGGUAUCCUGCUGUAUGGGUAUCCGGGCUGCGGGAAAACCUUGCUCGCUAGCGCUGUGGCACAACAGUGUGGUCUUAAUUUCAUUUCUGUCAAAGGUCCAGAGAUUUUGAACAAAUACAUUGGAGCAAGCGAACAAAGUGUCAGAGAAAUAUUCGAGCGCGCGCAAGCGGCUAAACCUUGCAUACUUUUCUUUGACGAGUUUGACUCCAUAGCACCUAAAAGAGGACACGAUUCGAUUGGAGUGACAGACCGAGUCGUUAACCAGAUGUUGACUCAAAUGGAUGGUGCUGAGGGUUUAGACGGGGUUUACGUCUUGGCUGCCACGAGUCGGCCGGAUCUCAUAGACUCUGCACUUCUGCGACCGGGAAGACUUGACAAAAGUCUUUUGUGCGGCUUACCCGAUGAGGCUGACAGACUAUCUAUCAUCCAGGCGGUAGUAGCCAGUGGGAAAUUGAUAUUGGAGGAAGAUUGCAAUCUCGAUGUCAUUGCUGAGAAAACAAACGGGUUUUCCGGAGCAGAUUUGCAAGCACUUUGCUACAAUGCGAGUCUCAAAGCUAUAAACCGUACACUGGUUGAUACUUCUCUUACUUCGGACAAUGAAAACUUAACGGUUAAUGAACCGUCUGUCAUUGUCCUAAGCAAAGACAAAAAAAUUCCAGCACUUGCAAUUGAGAGACUCAACCACAAAUUUAAACUUGGUUACACAGAUUCAAGCGUAAUGGCACGACCAGAUGUGAUCAUUCAGCUCGCUGACUUCGAAAACGCCGCGACAGAAACUAAACCAAGUAUUUCGUACGAGGAAGUCAACAAGCUGUCCAAUAUAUACAGAAAAUUCGCGAAUGAGAGGGAUGGGAACAUGCCAAACGGAGAGGCAUCUAAUGAGGUCGGUGGCCGAUCUACACUCAUGUAG
Messenger RNA from Lachancea mirantina, 3024 nucleotides. The record is from the annotation of a GenBank genome assembly. Lineage: Eukaryota; Fungi; Ascomycota; Saccharomycetes; Saccharomycetales; Saccharomycetaceae.